Molecule: messenger RNA, 3816 nt
Organism: Heterostelium album PN500
Lineage: Eukaryota; Evosea; Eumycetozoa; Acytosteliales; Acytosteliaceae
Exons: 3
Coding region: 1-3816 (1271 amino acids)
Source: RefSeq, a predicted model, not a curated record
AUGGUACCAAAAUGUAACUAUGUAGAGUUGGUCAUAGAUUCCUCACUGUAUAGUGUACUGUCCAUCAAUCCAGUUGUUCCGUUAGUCUGGGAAAAUAGUGGAGGAUCCACUACCUAUCACUACCAAUUACAAUAUAAUCUGGAGUAUACUGUUACUUAUGGAGUUAAUGGAUGCACCAACAGAGAGAUAGUUGGUGAACAAGGACCAGCAAUCACGACGCCGCCACAGAUGUUGUGUCCAUACUCAGAGACUGCAGUUACCAUCGACCAUUUGGUAAUCGACAGCAACUUUACCUAUCAAUUAAAUGGAAUACCAAUCAACAUAAGCCAAGGUGUUCCAAUCCAAGUUUCCACAUUUGGUUUAAAUAAAUUAAAUAUUGGAAAUGGUUGUACUUUACCUUUUAUUUUAAAUCCUAUAAAAAAUAUUCUACCACAAUAUGAUUAUUAUUCAAUUACAUAUGAAAGUAAUAGUGAUGGAAUAAUAUCAGUUAACAAUGGCGCUAACUAUCAGUCGAUAGAGAUCCAGGGUCAUCCAGAUUAUCAAUUUAAUUCUGGAAACCAAUACACUUUCAGAAAUGUAUCGAUUGGUAGCUAUAAUCUUAUAUUACAAUCGAACGAGUGUGGUAAACAGAUUAUUCCAAUAACGAUUGAUGAAAAACAAAGAAGAGUUCCUCCAAUUUCACUCAAUAUUGUAACAGGAAUAUCACCACAAUUCAAUGUAACAUCCAUUCAGUUGGUAGGCACCCAAGAAGUAAAUCCACCUUUCUAUAACGAUACUAUAGAUUCACCAAUCUCUACACCACUCUACAACUUGGAUCAACUCAAUGUAACAUAUAUAAAUAAUAUCACACAAUUUUCACAAUUCCAUAUAUUACCAAGUCCUCAUUUCGACUUAGUACCCUUAAGUUAUAUAUUGGAUCCCAAUAUUAUUGAUUUUUGUAAUAGUUUUGAUAUUCAAUUAAAUUAUCCAUUAAAUUAUCAACCAUAUAUUACCUAUUCAACUGGGCUGGCCGGAGAAUAUAUACCAUUGCCUUCAAAUAAUAACAUUCCAAUGAUGAUCAAUAGGAUGUUGACAUUUUUUAUUCAAUUACCAGGGUAUGACAGAAUCACAUAUGGACACAUCAAUGUCACAACACCGGAGCCUGUCAUUGAAAUUAUCAAUAUCGAAAACCAAGACAAUUGUUUCUACAAUACUAGCGUUCGUGUUGCCAACUUCCAUCUAUUCUCUAUGCUAGAGAUGUUUAUCGUCCUUGAAGAUACCACUCAGGUAAAGGUGGCUUCGUCGGUCAACGGCUUUGGAUACUUUGAAAAUAUUCCACGAUCGAAUGUCGCAGCAAACAUUGUCUAUCAAUCAAAGGGUCAAUGCUCACCAGUCCGUUCCUAUCGAUUCAAUUUCAACAACUCUGAACCAACCACUUAUGGAUUCCUGAUUCUCCUGACAGUUGAAACCAUGCCAACCUGCUUGGAUGCAAAUGGUUAUAUUCAUGCCAAUUUCUCGAGUGAACUUUUGAAUAAUCAGACAUGGACUGUAUCACGACCCUAUACACCUAGCUCGUCUGUAUCUUUCAAAGUUGAAAAAUCACCAAGUUGUUCUUUCAAUUAUGUAUGGCAAUCACCUCCACUUGAACCGUAUCCACCAACAAUGACAGUAGUGAAAAAAUCAUCUUGUUACAGCUCAACCACUCCCAUUUCAAUAUCUUCUUAUCUUUCAAUCAACAAGAUAUUAGUGGAUAACCAAGAGUAUCCUUAUAGAUCGCAACUCAUUAACGUCGUUCCUGGUAACCGUACCAUCCAGAUUAUCUAUGGUUCUUCAUAUCCACGUGUUUGUGAUGCCACCGUGCAAAUGGAUGUUCCAGCAAUUGGUGCCUCGACCGACAUCAUCAAAUAUAGCAUUAAAAAUGCCCAACAAUGCUCACCUCCGGAUGGAUCGAUCACGAUCGAAUCCUACGAUCAAUAUGAUAAACUAUACGUUGAUUCAGUAUCACAAAGUGCAGUAGAUGGAGUUAUAUCAGCGUUGGCACCAGGAUAUCAUAUUUUAUAUUACACAAAGUUAGGUCAAGAUGGUAGUUGUAUAUCUUCAUCUCACUUUACCAUCGAUUCACCAUCGGUUGACAUUCAAUACAAUAUAGUCAGACAACCUAGCUGUGAAGGAGAUGGACUUGUUUAUUUCAAUGCAACAGUUGGUGGACAACAAAUUCUAGUGGAGUCCGUUGAUCAACUAUUAACCAUUGGAGAUAAUCUAUUCUCAGGAUUGCCAUUACCCACAAACUCAAGUGAAACUAGCAAUGCAUUGUCAGUUGAUAUUCACUCUGGACAAUGUAGAUUCACCAAAACCAUUCAAUAUCAAGUAUCGAAUUAUCAAAUUUCAGUUCAACUGCAACCAAACUGUCAGAGUAAGAAUGGUCAAAGAAUAGAUAUUGUAGCUAAUGGUGAUAUUAUACUUGGAGACAUAAAAGCUUAUACAACCGGACCAGUUCAAAUAAUCAAUGUAUCACCAAACGAAAUUUCAAUUACCAGUUUUGAUACCAACAAUCCAUAUUUAGUAUUCGAUUUGAAAUGGAAUCAAGGUUUAUGUACCAAGAAAUACAAUGUAUCACUUGAUCAACUAUUACAACUUCCAUCGCUAAAAAUCGAAUACACUGCACCAACAUGUCAAUUUUCAGAUAGUACUGUUAGAAUUCUGAAUCACGACCAAUUUAUCAUCUCAAGUAGUAACAGUGAACAUGGUUAUUUCAUGUCGGCAGCUGGAGAGUUUAAAUCAUUGCAACCUGGCUCAAGUUUACAGCUCAACUAUAUCCACAAGCAAACAGGUUGUGUGGGUUCAAAAGAAAUCAAUGUACCUGUUUAUAGUGCAACACCACUUGGAGUAUCUCAAUUGGAAAUAACACCAGAAACAUGUAAUGGAGCGAAAAAUGGACAAAUUGAAUUCCCACUUUCAUCCAACACACAAUAUCGUUUGGUCAGCUCUGAUCUUUCCAACUAUAAUUUUGCAUAUCAAUUCGACAACAGAUCCGCAUCAACAGGUAGAAUUCAUAGCUUACCAGCUGGAUCUUAUAGAUUGACGACUCUCGUUAACAAUUGUCAAUAUUGUAAUCAAGAAGUGGAUUUGGUCAUUCCAAGUGGUGAACCAACACUCUUCUCCGGAGUAUCGAAAACAUGUUUAGACAAAACUCACCCGAAAGGUCAGAUAUGGGGUAAAUUGGAAGGUAAAUGGGAUAGUGUAGAAUAUAAAUUGGUCGAGACAUCUGGAAAUAACAUUACUGUUCCCGUAGAUGUAAAUGGUACUUUCUCGGGAUUGGCAGAGGGUCUGUAUAGCUUGCAAGUCACAACAAAAUCAACGGCAAGCGAAUCAUGUAACAGAGUAUGGAUUCAAACUUUAGAGGUUGGAGUGGAGCAUUUCAAUGCCACCAUCAGCUCCUAUAAUUGUACAGAAACUACAGGCUUUAUUGAUAUUGUUGGUACCUAUCUUUUCACAUACUCAGUGGACAAUGGUGAUGUGAAUUCACCGAUCACCCAGACAACAAACCAAUCAAAGAUUGCAACUCUUUCACUUCCACUUGGAGCUUAUUGGAUCAACUUUGAAACAGAGAGUGGAUGUGUAUACCGUGCGCAAAUCGAUGUCGGUUGCACUGACUAUGUUCAUCUAGGUGAAAGUGGAAUGACCACUAAAAACAAACUCAUCAUUGGAGUUGUGGUUGGAGUCGUUGGAUUUGCAGCGAUCGUAACAUUGUCUUCAGUCAUUCAUAGACAUCGUAGGAAUAAAGUAAAACAUCAUAAACAUGGUGAUACCGAUGUCCAAAUGAGAUAUUUAGGUUAA